CCAUUUAUUCAGUAAGCCCAUGGGCCCAAAUCCACAGUAUCCCCCAGUUGUGUUCCUCAUCUGUUCGCUCGAUGGAGGGAGCUAAGGUUCAAAUUUUUUUCGUUCGGGUUCGAGGGUUGCGCUUGGAGUUGAUUCAUCUUCUACUUCUGGGGUAGUGGUAGAAUUGAAGGGAAAAACAUGGCAGAAUUAAGCAUGGGUAUACUCGUGGAUAUCGUGGAUGAGGAAUGGAUGAGAGACACUCUGCCUGACGAUGAUCUUCCCUUGCCCCCUGUGUUGCUUGUUCGAAAUGAAGAUGUUGAAGAUUCGAAUCAGGAGACUAAACAAGCUGAUGGAGAUUCUUGGCAUGAUCUUGCUUUAAACGCCUAGUGAAGUAUUACUGAGAGGCGGGUGGUUGAUCCUUGAAACGAUGUUUGGGUGCUGGAUUUUUGUUAUCUUAGCGACAUGACUUUCUUGUGAUGAUGUUUCUUUAUGUGUAGUUAAGCACUAAAGCGACCUAUCUCUUCAUUUUCAACUUGUGCGCAAGUGUUAAUACAGAGUACUCGAGUGGCAGCCGAGAAUCAGGUCCACCUAAGAGUGGGAGGAGUAAGGGUACAGAAUCCGAA
Rhodamnia argentea is the source of this 602-nucleotide messenger RNA. RefSeq names its product anaphase-promoting complex subunit 13-like. The coding region runs from base 178 to 366 and encodes 62 amino acids. Gene Ontology annotation, biological process: protein K11-linked ubiquitination. Gene Ontology annotation, cellular component: anaphase-promoting complex. NCBI's taxonomy places the organism in Eukaryota, Viridiplantae, Streptophyta, Magnoliopsida, Myrtales, Myrtaceae. The transcript has 4 exons. The record is from RefSeq and is a predicted model, not a curated record.